Molecule: messenger RNA, 486 nt
Organism: Acanthamoeba castellanii str. Neff
Lineage: Eukaryota; Discosea; Longamoebia; Acanthamoebidae
Exons: 2
Coding region: 1-486 (161 amino acids)
Source: RefSeq, a predicted model, not a curated record
AUGCUCCAUAUCACCUCCAUGGCGCCUCCCGUUCACACCACCAACCUUGCCAUCGCCGACUGGUUCAGGCGGGCACAAGAUGCCGGAGAGAGCACCUGGGGCAUGGCGGCGUGUUUCACCGCCGCCGCAGAAAUGCGCUGGGAUGUGUUGGAGUGGCUGCUCCACCGCGGCGGGCUAUGGGCGUGCGCGGCCUACGUCGGACGACCGGAUCUGAUCGGCUGGAUAGACACCAUCGCGCGCUGCCCCAUUGAGCUCGCAAAGUGCCAGAUCGACAUCGUCGUGGGAUUCGUCGCCGAUAUCGUUCGCGCCGAUCCGGAUGCCGAUCCGCCGUACAAAGAGGCGUUCGAUCGCGCUCGUGGCGACGACGGCGGUGUCUCGUGGAUCGCAAGAGGCAUCGCCGCCGAUACGGAACAGAAUCGGGCGAUAGAGAUGGCUUACGAUCACGCCUUUGUGUAUUUGCGUCAAAAGAUCCUCAUGUCCCUUUAA